Messenger RNA from Bombyx mandarina (wild silkworm), 2911 nucleotides. Its product is annotated as synaptic vesicle glycoprotein 2B. Gene Ontology annotation, cellular component: membrane. NCBI's taxonomy places the organism in Eukaryota, Metazoa, Arthropoda, Insecta, Lepidoptera, Bombycidae. The record is from RefSeq and is a predicted model, not a curated record. Gene Ontology annotation, molecular function: transmembrane transporter activity. Gene Ontology annotation, biological process: transmembrane transport.
AGAAGCCCGCGCAGCCUUCAUUCAAUCGCACGUCUUAAUAACAACCGCGCCCGUACGUACGACCACGGUACAAUAACGCGAGCUCGUCGAGAAAUAAACCAGUUGUUAACGCAUCUCAACCCCGUUGCUCGUUGCAUCGACAGGUAACGAAGAGUACGGAUGUCCAGAAACAGAAGUGCCGUGAUUGUGUUAUUUGAAGCGAGUUUGUUCUUUCGAUUGUGACGAAAAUUAAAAAAAAAUAGAUUUUUAAAUUUAGAAUAAUAGAAAAAAAAAAACAUGCUCUUGCUUGGAACUAUUUGCUGAUAGUAUCGUUUUUAUUUGUUCAAUAAAAUCCAUACUAUAAUAAUAAUAAUAAUUCGGGUUCCUGCUCAGUCACAUUAACAGGCAAGCUAUACGCUGUUGGUAGCGCCACUCCCCCCAGUGAGAGACGUUUGAGUGUCCCCGCGACCACCAUACAAAGCCGCCCGCCCGCAUAGGAUGGUAGAAACUGACCCGGGGCCCAAGAAUCCUCACAAUUGUGAUGUAAAAGGGGAUCUACAACUAAACGGCCCAGGUUCCAAAACCGCCGAGCUUGGCGUCGUACCUUCAGUUAAGAAAUCGAAAUCCGAUCCGGAGAAGGGCUCCAAUUCGGAAAAAGCCGACUUCGAACGGGCUAUCGAACUAACCGGAUAUGGCCGCUUCCACUACAUGCUGUUGGCAGUAUGCGGUCUCGUCAGCACUUCCGAGGAGAUGGACGUCAUCUCGAUGUCGUUCAUCCUACCCUCGGCACAGUGCGACUUAGACCUCACCACUCAGACUAAAGGAUGGCUAAACAGUAUAAUCUUCAUCGGUAUGAUGGUGGGCGCGUACGCUUGGGGUUCAGUGGCAGACUCGCUUGGUCGCAAGCGAGUGCUCAUAGCCAUCUCCAUAGUGAACGCGCUCGCCAUCGUCGCCUCCUCCUUCAGUCAGAACUACGAGCUCUUCAUGUUCUUCCGCUUCGUGAACGGUGCCGCCUUGGGCGGGUCAGGACCUGUGAUUUGGUCGUAUUUCGCGGAAUUCCAGCCGAAAAAGAAACGUGGGGCCAUGUUGAGUUUCAUGGCAGCCUUCUGGACUCUUGGUAACCUGUUCGUAGCCGGUUUAGCCUGGGUCAUCAUUCCGAGUGAAAUCGGAGGAUCGACCGGGGGCUUCGUGUACAAUUCUUGGCGGAUAUUCCUGCUGGUUAUGUCACUACCUUCAUUCGUGGUGGCGGCUCUACUGUUCCUUUUGCCGGAAUCACCGAAAUUCUUGAUCUCGACGGGCCGACACGAAGACGCUCUAGAAGUGUUCCGCAGCAUCUAUCUCAUGAACACCGGCCGCAGCAAAGACGAGUACCCAGUGAAACAAAUCCUCGUGGACGAUCUGGUGCACGCGAAGCCAGAGAAGCAAAUCGAAUCAAAGGAGCCAAAGUCUAAACUCAGGAGGAUGUUGAGCGACAUUGUCGAGCACAGCAAGCAGCUGUUUGUUCCGCCUAUACUCAAGUUCACUACGAUCUCUAUUACAAUCAACUUUACAUUCCAUAUCGGGUAUUACGGUCUGAUGAUGUGGUUCCCUGAGAUGUUCAAUCGUUUCGACGAGUGGUCGCGCACGCACGACAACGCCGAGGCGGACAUCUGCGAGGUGACGGCGUACGUGACGCGGCUCGGCACGCACUCCGCCGCCGCGCAGUGCGACUCGCACAUACACUCGGACGUCUUCAUGGAGUCGCUCAUCACCGUCGCGGCCGCCAUACCCUCCAACAUCUUCGCGGUCCUCGGCAUGGACAGGCUCGGGAGGAAGUUCUUCCUUGUGUUUGCAACAUUCUCGGCUGGCUCGUGUUCAGCCGCCAUGUACUUCGUGUACAACAAAACGAACAACCUGAUCGUUAGUGCUAUAUUCAGUUCAGUUAUAUCCUGCGGCAACGCCUCCCUCGACUGUCUCAUCACCGAAGUAUUUCCCACGAACUUGAGAGCUACGGGUGUGGCGGUUUCGAUGGUAGCAGCUCGACUAGGUGGUAUAAUUGGCAACGUCGUGAUCGCAGCCCUACUGGACACGUACUGUCCGGCGCCGACGUUCAUUGUGGCCGUGCUUCUCGCCGGAGGCGGCCUCAUGUGUCUCUUCCUGCCCAACACAACGCGACAAGCUUUACAAUAACAUUUCAUCAUUCACACCGAAUUAAAGCGGUGGACCGUUAUACCGGUUUUUGCCAGUAUAAAUAUCAUAAACAUUUCUUGCCGAUGGUAACACUGAACGGCUGUUUUAAGAUAUUUUAAUAGGGCAAUUAAUCGCUAGUUCUGUGAAUCUAGUAUGACUUCCCGAGGUUACUAGAAUAGGUUUAUAAAAAAAAACAGUUAAUCGAGAUAAUGUUUUGAAAGCCAUUUCCAAAGUCGCCUGAUGAUUCAAUGCCCAUUUGAUGUACGAAGAGGACGCAGCCCUUAGCUGUGUUAUAUGAUAUCAUCAGCAUCAAUCUCAUCGGAUGAUCGAUUGUUGUACCUAUUUUUUAAAGUUUGUGUCUUUUAAAUUAAGGUACAAAUUAAUUUUAAAAUUUUCUACCUAAAAAUUCGAAGCGUCGACUGUUGUUUUUAUUUUUUAUUUUGGUAACACCGAAACUUAGUUUCAUAACGGACAUUUUACGAGUAUUAUAGGUUAAGUUUUAUCAUUUCAUAUCGAUGUUGUAUAAUAAGCAACUAUUUUCUUAUUACGAAUUUAUAAAAAUUGUUACCCUAGUUAGUAGAAUGUAGUGAAUAACAUCUGAUUUGUGCUAUUAAGAUUUGUUUGGUAUUGCAUUGUUUCGUUGAAUAAUAAAGUCCAAACAAAUUCCGUGCUGUAAAUUCAUUGCACAUUUCAGAUUUUAGUUUUAUGUUGAUAAUAAAAAUGUAAAACGUAAUAUGAUGAAUAAAUCAUCUUAAAGACGUAA